This is a messenger RNA of Coregonus sp. 'balchen', 1851 nucleotides long. The record is from the annotation of a GenBank genome assembly. Lineage: Eukaryota; Metazoa; Chordata; Actinopteri; Salmoniformes; Salmonidae.
UUACCCCUGAGGUUCUGGAUCAACAUCCUGAAGAACCCCCAGUUCAUCUUUGACGUUCAGGCAUCAGACCAUGUGGAUGCUGUGCUGUCUGUCAUAGCCCAGACCUUCAUGGACUCCUGUACCAUCGCAGAGCACAAGCUGGGCAGGGUGAGCAAACACAGGGAGAGGAGAACUUACGGAGGAUGCUAAGGGGGAACGGAAGGUCUAGCAGAAAAUAAGGGAGAGUAGAGAUGCCAGGGGUUUUGAAAGAAAGGAUACUAGAUAAAGAACGAGAGCAUGCAGGUUCUAAACAUUCAUGUAACCAUACUGUGUUUUGAGUAUAACAUGUACAUUUUUCCCCCUCUAGGACUCUCCUAUCAACAAGUUGUUGUAUGCCAGAGAUAUCCCACGGUACAAGCAGAUGGUAGAGAGGUGAGAAUACGCCAGGCUCUUGCCCUCCUGACCCUGGGUGUGAAAGACUGGCAGAGCAGAGAGGGCACAGCCAAUGUGUCCGUGCCAUGCAGCGGCCACACUGAGCCUGCAGGGCUUCUUCUACGGAGAGUCUGUCUGGCAGCACGCUGCACACACCAUUGCUGUAGCUAUACACUAUGGUUGAGGGAACUCAGUCAGACAAAUUAUAUUGUAGUCAUUAGCAUGAAAUGGAUUUCGUAAAGGAAACACCAUGUAUUCGUUUAACCAUUUAUUAGAAAAGAUUAACAAUACAUUAGGUCUUGGGAAUUGGCUCUGCUCCUUCAGGGUAGCUCAAUGCCAGAGCAAAGCUUCACUAUAUAAUAAAAUAACUACAGGCAGUGAGCAGGGUAUUAUAUACCACUCCCCCUGCAGGAAGGAAAAUGGAACCAAAGAGGUGGAGGCUGGGGUGGUGAUGGUGGGUAGCAAGAACAAGCAAACUCAUACUAGCAGUAGCAGAAAGCGGCAGAGGAUAUGUGAGCAGAACCUGGUCAGUUUAAAUAGACCGCCAUAUUAAGUAUGAAGUCUUAGCAUCUGAUCUGCACCAGUCUCAGGCAGGUUAGCAUUUUUCGUCAUUAAUCUUGUUCUGGAGGCAGCGCUGCUGUGGUCACUAGCUGACAAAAAGCUAAUUUUUGUUUUCAUUAAUUUGUACAAUAAAGCUGGCUCAUAUUGCGGAAAUCGCUCAGAUCUACCUCAAGGACAAGACUCAUCCAAAUAAACAUCAACCUGCCAAUCUCAGCUGAUGCAUAUAAUUGGGUUUCCCUUCUGAACCAGCUUCGCUUUAUGAAUGAGUGGUGUAUGAGUGUAUAGCAUAUGGAUUUUAUGAAGGGUGCACUAAUCUGAGAUUUCCAUUCCCUCUCUACUUCUGUCUCUCUUUUCAGAUACUAUGCAGACAUCAGGCAGACCAUUUCUGCCAGUGACCAGGAAAUGAAUUCUGCUCUUGCAGAACUGUCUCGAGUAUGUAACAUAAUUUUUUUUUUUAACUACACCGUGGUGCAUGUUUGAGGUUCAUUUCCUGCUGUAGGCGUUUUCCGUUUAAUCUUUGGUUGUUUUUACAUAGAGCACUUAGAAGUUAUGAACCAAAGUUUUAGUAUUUCCACCUUUCUUUACAGAAUUAUGCUGGUGAGGUGAACUACCUUGUGGCCCUGCAUGAGCUGUACAAGUACAUCAACAAGUACUACGAUCAGGUGAGUCCAACAUUUCUAUCCAUUGGUUUUUGAGGCCCAUGCUUGUAAUUUCUAUUUGAUGUCAAGCUAGUUGAGAUGAACUUAACCUGUUAUUGGUACUGUCUCCUUCCAGAUCAUCACUGCUCUAGAGGAGGACCCUACAGCUCAGAAGAUGCAGUUGGGCUACAGGCUCCAGCAGAUCGCGGCUGCCGUGGAGAAUAAAGUCACAGACCUAUGA